GAAAAUCAGCUCUAACAAUAAGUGUUCUACAUAAUCUUAGUUGUAUUGACUAUCAAGAAUAGCAUUUUUCGAAAGUUACAAACAAUUCCAUAAUCUCUGAGGCGCAUCGACCGUGAAUCUUCCUGUUCGGAGGAAAAACGCGCGCUGACCGUUUAUUUAGAGGGACGAAAGAGGAAGAGUCGAUAUAAAAACAACAGGCACAUCGGUUUGCGCGAUCAAAUCUGAAGUGUUUGCCGAGUGUGCACAACGUGAAAGAUUCGAGUCAGCAAGCGAAAAUAACAACGAUGACGCCGAUUUUUGUGGCUUCUGUUUUUCUAUUUGCAUUGACCUGCCCAUCCUGCGCGCAGGCGAAUAUACCGGAUUAUACUCAUUGUCAGAGUAACGCGGAUUGUGCACCAACACAGUGUUGUACUAUAGGAGGAGCAAGGUACAGUAUACCAGAAUGUAAGGCCAUGCAAGAAGAAGGGGAGGUAUGCAGACCAGGCAAUCCUUCGACAUUGAAUGUGACUCUUGGAUAUCCCGAUGGUUCUGAAAUAACGCUAAAAGAUGUCCACUUCAUCUUCUGUCUUUGCGCCGAUGGAUUGUCAUGCGACGUCAAAGAAGGUAUCUGCAAGAAAACUGGCGAAAAGCGUGAUACAAAUCGUUUAACCAAUGAAAAUAAAAAACGCGAUGAUUAAUGCUAAACUAAGAGGAAAUAAUUUCGUGCAAACAUAUGUCGCAGUAAACGAUUGAGUGAAACGAACAGUGAUAAUAAGUAACCAAACCGUGGAAAAUCCCGGCAUAUGGUUUGUACUAAACUGUAUAAUUAAAUUGAGAACCAAAGGAUUAUAGUAUUUCUAACCAUAAGUUAAA
Habropoda laboriosa is the source of this 852-nucleotide messenger RNA. RefSeq names its product astakine-like. The transcript is spliced from 4 exons. The coding region runs from base 285 to 677 and encodes 130 amino acids. NCBI's taxonomy places the organism in Eukaryota, Metazoa, Arthropoda, Insecta, Hymenoptera, Apidae. The record is from RefSeq and is a predicted model, not a curated record.